GGUAUGGAUGUGCAAAGUGACGACGAGUUGAAGCAUUCUGACGACCCAGCUUUGAUGACGCUUGCCGUGAGCAUUAAGUAAGUCAUGCCAUAGCCGGGGAUCACGGGUAACUGAAGCACAGUUGGCCUUAUCCCUCUCUACCUGUACACCAUGGCAGCGACUACGGGAGAACAGAAGUUCAAGGUUGCCCUGAUACAGACACGUCCCAAGGUUCUUGAUGCGGAACACAACUUUGCGCACGCCUCAGAGCAGAUUCGCCUGGCAGCAACACAGGGGGCUUCACUGGCUGUCCUGCCCGAGUAUCACUUGACUGGAUGGGCGCCGGAUGAGCCGUCAUUCGCACUGAGCGCAGAGGAUGCCUCUCGCUACCAGCAGCGAUACCGGCGAUUGGCGGCAGAACUACACAUCAACAUCUGCGCGGGCACCAUCGUCUCACACGCGCCAAAGAGCCAGAAGAACAACACAAACGACGCAGCUUCCAAAAACCCAAUUCUUCUCAACACGUCCUACUUCAUCGACCACGACGGCCAGCUGCUUGGCGCGUACACCAAGACCAACCUCUGGAUCCCUGAACGAGACCACCUGACCUCGAGCAUCGACUACGCCCACAAGAUGAGUGUCGACGAGGGCACGCCCGCCGCCACUGGACCUCAUCAGGUCUUCGACACCCCCCUCGGCCCCGUCGGCAUCCUUGUCUGCUGGGACCUCGCAUUUCCCGAGGCAUUCCGACAACUCGUCCUCGCGGGGGCCAAGGUCAUCAUCAUGCCCUCGUACUGGACCCUUUCGGACAUGAGCAAAGAAGGACUGGCAUACAACGCCAACUGCGAACGGAUGUUUGUGGAGAACACGCUCACCACGCGCGCGUUCGAGAACACUGCCGCCCUCAUCUACUGCAAUGCGACCGGGCCGCCAGAACAAGGCUUCUUUGGAUGCAGUCAGGUAGCCUUACCCAUCGUGGGCAAGGUUCCCGGGAGCUUUAAUGACGGCGAGGAGGGGAUGCGUCUGGUAGACGUCGACAUGCGGGUGGUUGAGAUUGCGGAGAGGAACUAUCAGAUCAGAAAGGAUUUGAAGCGGGUUGAUUGGCAUUAUGGGUAUUCAAAAGGGGCCAAGUUGUGAUCGAACAUGUGGAAGAAUGACAAGAGAAAUACUUGCGACGGCCACAUGUCAUGUUAACGUCCCCGGAUGGAGUUUGGGCUCACUGGUCUGUAAGCCACUACUACUACAUGCAGAUGGUCGAGCUGCUCUCUGUCCUUCGCGGUCCAUGGCAAUGGACGCGCCGCAUCAGCCUCAGGUACUCUGACGACAGGAUGUAUCAUAGGGAAAAAAGUAAUUACUAGAAGACUGACUGCCAACAGAGGCUUGACCGCCA
This is a messenger RNA of Colletotrichum destructivum, 1369 nucleotides long. RefSeq names its product Putative carbon-nitrogen hydrolase. Gene Ontology annotation, molecular function: beta-ureidopropionase activity. NCBI's taxonomy places the organism in Eukaryota, Fungi, Ascomycota, Sordariomycetes, Glomerellales, Glomerellaceae. The transcript is spliced from 2 exons. Bases 151 to 1116 code for a protein of 321 amino acids. The record is from RefSeq and is a predicted model, not a curated record.